AUGGCUAUCAGCUGCUCAGGGCCUGGUGGGCAGCUCGGGGAAGUCCUCGGAGCGAACACACUCGAGUUCCUGAAGUCGUGGCAUCUAUCAUGUGCUGAGGGGUCCAUAGGGGCCGACCGAGAUGUUCCGGUGGUGAACCUCCAAAAGAAUACCGAUUGGAUGGACUCCAUGGAGAGGGCCCUCUCACUGACGCAGGCUGGGCCGACGAUCAGAAUGCUCGUGUGGCUCACUGUGGCGCCACCACAGGCCACCCUGUCCCUACGCGAGGGCCUGCUGGACAUCUGCAGUACCACUGCUCACGAAGGGAGAGAGGAUCUGAUGGACUGGUCCAAGUGGACUAGAGUCAACCUAUCGACAGCUAACAAACCAACCAAAGAGGCAUUCAAGAACGACUUCCUCAACUACAACGCCAUCAUCCAAAAGUGGCAUGACGACCUAUUGGGGCGGGUCCGGAAAAUAACCAAAUCUCCUGUGUCCCUAGCGAAAGCGAUGAGUCAUCGCUUUCGCCGAUGA
Messenger RNA from Perkinsus marinus ATCC 50983, 513 nucleotides. RefSeq lists its product as hypothetical. The coding region runs from base 1 to 513 and encodes 170 amino acids. The record is from RefSeq and is a predicted model, not a curated record. Lineage: Eukaryota; Perkinsozoa; Perkinsida; Perkinsidae. The transcript has a single exon.